Messenger RNA from Syngnathus typhle (broad-nosed pipefish), 620 nucleotides. RefSeq names its product gamma-crystallin M3-like. The transcript is spliced from 3 exons. The coding region runs from base 32 to 583 and encodes 183 amino acids. Gene Ontology annotation, biological process: visual perception; lens development in camera-type eye. Gene Ontology annotation, molecular function: structural constituent of eye lens. NCBI's taxonomy places the organism in Eukaryota, Metazoa, Chordata, Actinopteri, Syngnathiformes, Syngnathidae. The record is from RefSeq and is a predicted model, not a curated record.
UGUGCCAGCAGCAGCCGCUCACCUGACAAACAUGACCACCACUGACAUGAGCAUGGGCAAGAUCAUCUUCUACGAGGAGAGAAACUUGCAGGGCCGCUCCUACGAGUGCACGAGCGACUGCUCCGACGUCUCCUCCUACCUGAGCAGAUGCCAGUCCUGCCGGGUGGAGAGCGGCUGCUUCAUGGUCUAUGACCGCCCCAACUUCAUGGGUAACCAACACUUCAUGAAGAAGGGCGAGCACGCUGACUCCAUCAGCACGAUGGGCAUGACCAGCGGCAUCAAGUCCUGCCGCAUCAUCCCUAUGCAGCACAGAGGUCAGUUCAGGAUCAGGAUCUUUGAGCGGGAGAACAUGAGCGGCCAGUCCAACGAGCUGCAGGAGGACUGCGAGAACAUCGUGGACCGCCUUCGCAUGAGCGAAUGUAUGUCCUGCAACGUGCUGGAUGGCCACUGGCUGCUGUUUGAGCAACCCAACUUCCGCGGCAAGAUGAUCUACGUGAGGCCUGGCGAGCACCGCAGCUUCAGGGAGAUGGGCAUGAGCACCACUCGCUUUAUGAGCAUGAAACGUAUCGUGGACACAUGCUAAAUGUUUGAUUUUGUCAAAUUAAAGCAAUGCAAAUGUA